Eurytemora carolleeae is the source of this 509-nucleotide messenger RNA. RefSeq lists its product as uncharacterized. The transcript is spliced from 4 exons. NCBI's taxonomy places the organism in Eukaryota, Metazoa, Arthropoda, Copepoda, Calanoida, Temoridae. The record is from RefSeq and is a predicted model, not a curated record. The coding region runs from base 152 to 475 and encodes 107 amino acids. Gene Ontology annotation, biological process: ribosome biogenesis.
GCCCAAAAAACGUUAACAUAAUGGGCAUUAGAUUGAUUCCAAACGCGUAGUAAAAUUUACCUAUUAUCAUGUGAUAAAAAUUGUUUAAUGCCCAUGCAUUUUUUACUUAUGAGCAAAUCAUUUUUUCAGAUCAACAAAGGUGCUUGGUAAAAUGGGGAAAGGCCCGAAACACAACCUCGGUAGAAACAGAAAUAAUGCUAUUUUUAAGGUUGCUGGUGUUAAUAUGAAGGAUAAAAAGGGAAAGGCGAAGGAAGUUGUAUCCAAACUGAAAGUGUUGAACGCGAAGAAUAAAUCCAAGGUUAUGGAUUUAGAUAAUACACUCAAACAGUUGCAACAUUCUAAUGCAUUGGCAGGAACUAGUGUGUCUGGUAAAGAGAAGAAGGACGAGACUAUUAAACCUGGUCCAACUAAACCUGAAAAUAUCAAGGAUACUGAUAUGACAGAUCUGGCUGAAAUGCUCAAAACAAACAGCUAAACCUAAUUUUUUAAAUAAAUUUUUUUUCUACCAA